Molecule: messenger RNA, 1281 nt
Organism: Homarus americanus (American lobster)
Lineage: Eukaryota; Metazoa; Arthropoda; Malacostraca; Decapoda; Nephropidae
Product: capping protein inhibiting regulator of actin dynamics-like
Exons: 2
Coding region: 660-1247 (195 amino acids)
Source: RefSeq, a predicted model, not a curated record
UAUCAGGAUUAUAUGUAGUGAAUAAAUGUAUAGAAAAUAUUAAUGGGUAGUUCAUACAUUAUCUGACAUUGUCAGGAGGGUUAAAUUUAGUUUUUGUGACGAUAAAUUUGAACCAUACGGUGCAGUGUUACCAAACAAUAGUUAUAUUUUGUUUCCUAAUCAAUAUAUCGGGAACUUACUCUAAAAUUUUCCAAACGUCAUUGAGAAAUCUAUAUAAUAAAACCCUAACAAUAAUACAAACAAAAUCAAUAUAGUCAACGUAUUUUAAAUUAUAUGAACUGUAAACAAAACACAUUGACCGUGAAAUAAGAGCAUUAAAUAAAAAAAAAUAUUUAAAAAACCCCAAUAGGAUAAACACAGAAAUCAAAACAUGAAACGUGAUGUAACCGACGUAAACAGAGGAAUCAAAACAAAAACAAAAAGCAAUCAUAGAAAACGGACCAGACUAUUCUUGUCUCUCUUAACUCUCUCAAGUCGACUCGACGUGUUCAGUUCAGGACCAGCAUAUACUUGGACAGGUUCUCUACAUUUCGUUUCAUCAUUGUUCAGUGCUUUCUCUCGGUGUUAACUGCUCUCAAGAGUCAAGACUACUCCUGGUGUCUGUGAUAUUAUUCUAAAUCUAUAACAACACUUACACUUCCCGCCAAAAGUUGUUAAAGAUGGAUAAUGAAGGCUUGGCAGAAAACAGUAUGGAUGCUGUUGUGAAGGAAGAGAUGCGGAUGUUGAGGCAGCGACAGAUGGAGAGGCAGCGAGAGAUGGAGAUGGAGAGGCAGCGACAGAUGGACAUGGAGAAGCAGCGAGAGACGGAGAUGGAGAGGCAGCGUGAGAUGGAGAUGGAGAGGCAGCGAGAGACGGAGAUGUUGAGGCAGCGAGAGAUGCAAAUAUUGAGGCUGCGACGGAUGGAGAAGUUUAGUCGGGAGGAGAACAGACGUAUGCAGGAAGUGGAGGACAGGUGUAUGAAUCAAGAGGAGGACAGGUGUAUGAAUCAAGAGGAGGACAGGCGUAUGAAGGAAGAGGAGGACAGGCGUAUGAAGGAAGAGGAGGACAGGCGUAUGAAGGAAGAGGAGGACAGGCGUAUGAAGGAAGGGGAGGACAGACAAAUGAAGGAAGAGGAGGACAGGCGUAUGAAGGAAGAGGAGGACAGGCGUAUGAAGGAAGGGGAGUACAGACGUAUGAAGGAAGAGGAGGACAGGUGUAUGAAUCAAGAGGAGGACAGACGUAUGAAGAAGAGGAGGACAGGCGUAUGAAGGAAGAGGAGGACAGGCGUAUGAAGGAAGAGGA